AUGUGCACGCAGGUCUUUCUUGCGCUCCUGCUAGUGACCGCUUCAUGUCUGGAGGUAUCGCUGACAGACUUUGGUGCGGAGACUGGUCCGGAGGGGCUCGCAGCUGCCACCCGCGCGCUGCACCGAGCUCUGGCGGCGCUUGCCGAAAAGGGCGGCGGCCGCUUAGUCGUUCCACCCGGAUCCUGGCACAUUGGCCCGGCCAACCUCACCAGCAACCUAGUACUGUGGCUGUCGGAGGGCGCCGUGCUUGUAGCCGACACAGACCGUGCGCGGCUGCCCGUCUUGCCAGCUGUUCCUUCCUGGGGUCCAGACCUCUCUGCGCAGCAAGUCCUUCGACAGGGCUACCUCAAAGCACAGGCGGAUCUUCGGGAUGCCAUCCCGAGGUAUCAGCCGCUGCUAUGGGGCAGCAAGGUCAGAAAUGUAACUAUCACCGGCGCAAACGGGACCAUAGAUGGUCGUGGUGCGGAUUGGUGGACGCGAUGGCUGCGCGAGCCCCUUCUCGGAAGACCCCACGUUCUGCAGUUCCAAGAGUCCGCUGGCAUCCUUCUGCGCAAUGUGACGAUCAGGAACCCUGGAUUCUGGUCGGUGCACCUCUGGAACUGCGAGCAUGUCGUUGUCCAGCACCUCACCAUCCUCGUUGAGCCGUGGGACCCUCUGAUUCGGCCGACCAACACGGACGGCGUGAAUCCAGAUUCCAGCCGGCAUGUGCUGAUCGAGGAUAGCUACUUCCAGACCGGGGACGAUGCAGUGGCCAUCAAGAGUGGAUGGGACUGCUUUGGGCGACGGCUCGCAGUGGCUUCGGAAAAUAUCACCAUCCGACGGGUGACCGUCCGACAAACCAGGGGCUGCAAUGCUGCAGCUUUCACCAUUGGCUCGGAAAUGUCCGGAGGGGUGCAAGACGUUAACAUCGAGGAUUGUCAUGUGAUCAAUGCCGGAGUUGCCGUGGAGAUCAAGGUAGGAUCGAGCCGGGGUGGUUUCGUCCGGCGGAUUCGGGCCAAGCGACUGCAGGUUGAUUCAACCUCCCGUGGGGGGCUAGUUGUCAUGGCUUCAUAUCCCGAGAACAACCCGUUCUGCAACGGCCGGCAGCCACCUCCCAGUGUGUCGGAUUUGUUCUUUGAGGAAAUCCGGGUCCGGGGCCCUACGACAGGCGCUCUGGUGCAGUUCCUGGGUACACCCGAAGUCUUCAUGAAGCGUCUUGCCUGCUGCAGCCUGGCAUGGUGGCUGGCAGUCCUGCAAUGCUUGUGGUCAGGCGUGCCAGUUCAGCUGUGUGAUCGCGCCCCGGCGCGUGCACAGGCUGUCUGGCCAAGCUUGGGCCGACACGAGCGGCGCAGACUGACCGAGCAGCUCAACAAAGCUUGGGCAGGCCCGGCACAGCGCCGUGCCAGACUGCUGCGUCCUCGCUUGCGAGCGAGUCGUGGCCGCCGGCACGUGCGACAAGGGCAGGCCCCGAAGAACUUGCCUACCUGGCGGGGCUGGCCGCUACGAGGGCAGCGAAUCGGGGAAGCUCAGCAUCCAGGCCCCGCGGCAAAGGAAACAGAGCACGAGGUCGUCAUCCGCAAAGAUUUUUGGACGGGGCUUCUGGAUGCAGCUCCCCAAGCCACUCCCAAGGAGAGCAGACCUAAGUUCAGCCAAGUCGAGUGGGAGGCAGCCGCAAAGAAAACGUAUCCCCAGACACUGACAGCGCUGCUGAACGGCAAGCCCGUGCUGCUGCCCAAAAAGCUUGCGGCGCCGUGGCGCAGCUUCCAGCAGCUAGACGUUGGGCGCAGGCUCGACAAGGGGCUUGCAGCGACGGCAGCGGCUGGAAUCUAUUGCUUUCCAGAGCACAACGCCGGCCAGGACAAGCAACUGCGGCACGACCUUGACACAUGGGACGGUGGCUCGUUUUCCCCUUCGCCGGAAGAAGUUCAACGCUGCGAACAAGACUCCUUCGAAGAGGACCUCAUGUCCGAGGUGAACUACGAUCCAUCCACUGAGGAAGAGGAGGAAUGCGUUCCGGGUUGCGCAGAGGAGAGCAGCGCAGACCUUCAAGCUUGGCACUUCCAAGCAUCGACGACUCUGACGACUCCAGCAAGCAACAAGAGGAGACGGCUAUGGAAAAAAACGCCGCCGCCGCGCGUCGUGCCGGAAGGCUAUCAGGCAAUCCUUCCCGAAAAGCUGCCAGACUCCAUCUGGGCCCGAGAAGCUAAGGUCUCCGUGUACACAGUGGACUUCAAGACCGCGAAGAACAAGCCUCUGAGUUUGCAGCCCCUCCAGAUCCCGGAACUUCCUUGCACGCAUCCAGAGCUCUUCUGCAUAACGGGAAAAGAACAAGGCCAAUGCUACUAUGCCGCCAAACCUCUCUGGCACAGCGCCACAGCGCGCGCGGUUCUACAAGCAUGUGAGGAUGUGCAAACGGCAUACAAAAGACUGCCGUUGCUUUUGUCGCCCAGCACCUGGAAAACUGCUGCCGGCAUCCUCGCAGACAAAGCGAACGACAUCUGGUGCGGGGACACCCCGGUGACAGAUGGACAGAGCGAGUGCAGCCCUGCAGCGGCAAAGAGAAUCGGCCUUCUGCCGCCGGACGCAGGGCCGGACAAGCCCUGCUUGUACUCGCCGUGGCAGAUCCGAGGGGUCUUGCCUUUGAGUGCCCUGGAGUGCUGCCUCUGCAAAGGCAUGCUAGUUGUCGAUGUGUAUCUCCAGAAAGGCAUAAGGCUUCGCAAGGAGUGUCGAAAAGUGCAUUGGAACCGGAGUGACCCCAACAUAGAGCACGGCUUCGCUGUUACUCAAACUACGGAGGCUGCCAUGAAGCCGGCAACCAUCAACUCGCAGGCCGCAGCGGCUCUAAUGAUGCGUGCAUGCAGCCUCCCAACGGCGGUCGAGAGGCGCGUGGCCAUCGCAGCUCUGUCGAGCUUGGUGAAGCAGUUGCAAGAAGACACUGUCGAGCAGUUGAAGUCGGUUGCUUGGGGCUUGCCCGAUGGCACGCGGAAAGCUCGCAAGGGAGUAGCACGAGUGCUGCACGACUCGCCGCCGUCGCGAGCGGCCGCUGGCCUGGCAUCCCAAGAUGCAGACAAGGAGGUCAUCGAGCGUGUGCCCCAGCAUCUACUCCGCGUGCGGCUGUGCGAAGACGACACUGAAGAGCCGGCGGAGAGCGACCGGAACCUCGUCACGAAGACCGUGGCAGAGGCGCAGCAUACACACAUCAGCAAGGGAACCAAGCGUGCGCUGCUUGGUGGCGGCGGAGCCUUCAACGGUGCUUUAACACAGCAGCGCAACGACCCGCACCUCACACUGGCGGGAGGUGCCUGGGUGCUUUUCGCUCUCGCUGACUGCACUGGAGACCUUGAGGACCGGCAAUGCUGGAUCAUUAGUGAAGGCCGCUCCAUCGUCGGUCCGGUGGUAGUCUGGAGGGUGCCGGUGGCGGGUCCCAGCGAUUUCCAGAUUUGGGAGGCCCGACCAUGGCCGCGCGACCUUUGGGCUAGACCGAACAAUUGCUGCGUUUGCAGCACAAAAGGUUUGGGCAUCACAGCCUUGGGCGGUGGCGACUAUGACGGUGACACCAUCUUCGUCACGGCCAACCGAGGACUCCUCAACUUCAUCGACCAGACGGAAGAGGCCGUGCGCAACUUGCCGCACGCGGAGGCCGCAGGCAUCAAAGAAGCCAUCGAGAAAGAGCCGCGGACGGCCUGGUCUGCAAAGAACCUUCUCCAGCGAGCCUCCGAAUAUGUACGGCAUGUGUUGAGAGUGCCGACACUGAAUGUCCGUGGGACGGCCACACGGUACUCGGAGCUCGUCCAGGAGGCCGUCGUGGUUUCGGAGGGCGACCCAGCACUGGUUCGCGCGGCUUUGAAGCAAGCCAUCCUGACCCAUCUCGCCUACGACGCACCGCACAAGACAUCGGCGGAGGCAGUCCUUCGAGUUGGGCGCUGUCUACUUGGACAGGCAGGAGUAGGGACCGCAGGCGAAAGCAGCACCUGGGGCAGCGCCUGGCGCCUGCUUGCCGACGGCCUGCCAGCAUACUCCCGAAAGCCUUGGGAGGUCGUGGCGCUGCAGAAAAGCCUCACCACGCAGGGCGUGACCAGCGUAGGCGCAGUUUGGUUACCAGAAGACAAUCGUCUUGGGCCGAGAAGCUGGACGCCAAGCGAGACUGCUUCUCGCAACAACACGAAAGCAUGA
This is a messenger RNA of Symbiodinium sp. CCMP2592, 4152 nucleotides long. Lineage: Eukaryota; Dinophyceae; Suessiales; Symbiodiniaceae. The record is from the annotation of a GenBank genome assembly.